UGUUGACCAAAGGCCAUAAGACAAAUGGAAUAUUUUUUACAAGUUAGACGCACUCCUGUGAUCACUUGGGAUGUUAUUGUUGUUGACAUCUCGUGAGAAAGAAACUCUUUCGCUGAUGGUCUAACGAAAUAUGGUGAUGCGAGUUAAUGAAAAGUUAGAAAUGGAAAUGGAGUUGCUCAAGUUGUCCAAAUUCAAGCUCCAGCUUCGAGCUCUCGUCACCGAAUCUCGCGAUCUCAGAGAGAGAGAACGUUGCGCAACCGAGCAAAUCGAUCUCUUAAUCCAGAAACAAAAGCAAACCGAGGAGGAAUACAGUAGAAGGAUACAAGAAUUGCAAGUCGAAUUAGCUUCAUCUAAUGAAUCACAGCAAAAACUUGAAAGAAAGGUGAGUUACCUUCAAAACGACAACGCUUUGCUUGAAAACAAGCAAAAAGAGUUACAAGGGACCAUCCAGAGCCUGCUUCAGUCCAGGGAUAGUUUUGUUAAUGCUUACCAGGAAUCUACUUGUGAAAUGAAACAGUCAAUUGAAGCUAGAGAUAGAAAACUUACUGUCCUGUCUGAGAAAAUAAACUCUCAUUUAUUGCUAUUUGAUUCAAUAGAAAAGGAGGCAUUCUCUGUGAAGCAAGUUGUGGAUAAUGUGCAAAGAAUUGUGAGUGAAAAAGAGGAAGUAGUGUCUGGAUUAAGGAGAAAAAUGGAUCAGGUCUCUGCAUUUGAAAAAGCAUUUGUUGAAAAGAUCCAUGACUUAGAAAAUAGACUGAAAAAUGAUGAAUAUGGGUUUCAAAGAAAGAAUAAAAUUAUUUCAGAGCUAGAAGCGCAGUUGGAAGUAGCAAAUAUUAGUGACUGCAGCCGAGCUCAAAUUGAAGAGCUUCAGAAAACCAUAUCAGCGAAAGACACAGUCAUACAGAAUCUCAUAGCUCAAAAAGAGGCAUUGCAUUUUGAGGUGACAAGUUUAGCAAAUAUAUUACAGAAGAUUCAGAAUGCUGUUGCAAAUAUGAAUGAAGAGGAUAGAAGGGUCUUCUCCUUGAUGCUAGAAACUCAAGAAGAGUGUAAAAUGGUUACACCAAAGGAAGAUAACCGGAUUCGAGAUACAGUUAGAGACAGUGCUGAACAAUCUCCUUAUAAGCCUUGCUGCAUGGAUGCUGCAGAGAAUAGAGCUUUGCAGCUAUCUCGGGGGUAUAAUUCAACUGGCAACCACUGGCAAGCAAACAAUGCUUCCAAUUCUUGUGUUUCAGAGUCUGCCUGUUCUCCACUGUCAGCUUGCUCUGAAUCGCAACCACGUGCUAAUGUUGACUACUGCGCAAUAUCAGUACAGCAACUUGAUUUAGAGUGCUCAACUACCCAGGCAGAAACAUCCAAAGAUGCAGAUACAGAAGCAUGAUUAUAUAAGGAGCGCACCGUGAUUGCUGCAAAGCCUAACUUGAAUUAUGUGUAGUGAUUGGGAACUUUUGUUUGUUGAAGUUUGAAUUGUGAUGAUAUUUCUUUCUACUUUUGCUAAUGCCAUGAUUGUACAUAUUCUGCCGA
Theobroma umbraticum is the source of this 1518-nucleotide messenger RNA. RefSeq names its product RUN/FYVE domain protein. The record is from RefSeq and is a predicted model, not a curated record. NCBI's taxonomy places the organism in Eukaryota, Viridiplantae, Streptophyta, Magnoliopsida, Malvales, Malvaceae.